This is a messenger RNA of Equus quagga, 6037 nucleotides long. RefSeq names its product collectin subfamily member 12 (gene COLEC12). NCBI's taxonomy places the organism in Eukaryota, Metazoa, Chordata, Mammalia, Perissodactyla, Equidae. The coding region runs from base 227 to 2455 and encodes 742 amino acids. The record is from RefSeq and is a predicted model, not a curated record. The transcript has 10 exons. Gene Ontology annotation, molecular function: signaling receptor activity.
CGCUGGCGGCGCUGCGCCUCCCGCCCGGGGUGAGCCGCGCGCGAGGCGGCCCGCUGCACAGAGCGGUGAGCGGGAAGCGAGCGGACGGCGGCGGCGGCGACGGAGGGCUAGAGCGCGGAGGCCGACGGGCGGCGCGGCUGCCAUGGGCGCGCAGUGACCGGCUGCGCAGCGCGAACUUCCUCGGCGGCGCGGAGCUCCCGGCUGGCGGUGCGUCUCCUCGGUCACCAUGAAAGACGACUUCGCAGAGGAGGACGAGGUGCAGUCCUUCGGUUACAAGAGGUUUGAUAUUCAGGAAGGAACGCAAUGUACCAAAUGUAAAAAUAACUGGGCACUGAAGUUUUCUAUCAUUUUAUUAUACAUUUUGUGUGCCUUGCUAACAAUCACAGUAGCCAUUUUGGGAUACAAAGUUGUAGAGAAAAUGGACAAUGUCACAGGUGGCAUGGAGACAUCUCGCCAAACCUAUGACGACAAGCUCACAGCAGUGGAAAGCGACCUGAAAAAAUUAGGGGACCAAACUGGGAAGAAAGCUAUAAGCACCAACUCAGAGCUCUCCACCUUCCGAUCAGACAUUCUGGAUCUUCGACAACAACUUCGUGAGAUCACAGAGAAGACCAGCAGGAACAAAGAUACGCUGGAGAAGUUGCAGGCGAGUGGGGAUGUACUGGUGGACAGGCAGAGUCAACUGAAAGAAACUCUGGAGAAUAACACUUUCCUCAUCACCACUGUGAACAAAACCCUGCAGGCGUACAAUGGCUACGUCACAAAUCUGCAACAAGAUACCAGCGUGCUGCAGGGCAAUCUGCAGAGCCAAAUGUAUUCUCACAACGUGGUCAUUAUGAACCUCAACAACCUGAACCUGACCCAGGUGCAGCAGAGGAACCUCAUCACUAACCUGCAGCGGUCUGUGGAUGACACGAGCCAGGCCAUCCAGCGAAUCAAGAACGACUUCCAAAAUCUACAGCAGGUUUUCCUUCAAGCCAAGAAGGACACUGAUUGGCUGAAGGAGAAAGUGCAGAGCCUGCAGACGUUGGCUGCCAAUAACUCUGCCUUGGCCAAAGCCAACAACGACACCCUGGAGGAUAUGAACAGCCAGCUCAGCUCAUUCACAGGUCAGAUGGACAACAUCACCACGGCCUCACAAGCCAACGAGCAGAACCUGAAAGACCUGCAGGAUGUACACAGGGAUGCGGAGAACAGAAUGGCCAUCAAGUUCAGCCAGCUGGAAGAACGCUUCCAGCUCUUUGAGACGGAUAUUGUGAACAUCAUCAGCAACAUCAGUUACACAGCUCACCACCUUCGGACACUGACCAGCAAUCUUAAUGAAGUCAGGACCACUUGCACGGAUACGCUGACCAAACACACGGACGAUCUGACCUCCUUGAAUAAUACACUGGCCAACAUCCGCUUGGAUUCUGUUUCUCUCAGGAUGCAACAAGAUAUGAUGAGGUCGAGGUUAGACACUGAAGUAGCCAACUUAUCAGUGAUUAUGGAAGAAAUGAAGCUGGUGGACUCAAAGCAUGGUCAGCUUAUCAAGAACUUUACGAUACUACAAGGUCCUCCUGGCCCCAGGGGUCCCAAAGGUGACAGAGGACAGCAGGGCCCCCCUGGUCCCACUGGCAACAAGGGGCAGAAAGGAGAAAAGGGGGAGCCUGGGCCACCUGGCCCCGCCGGUGAGAGGGGCCCAAUUGGGCCAGUCGGCCCCCCUGGAGAGCGCGGCGGCAAAGGCUCCAAAGGCCUGCAGGGCCCCAAAGGCUCCCGCGGGUCCCCUGGGAAGCCCGGCCCUCAGGGCCCCAAUGGAGACCCAGGCCCCCCAGGCCCCCCAGGCAAGGAUGGACUUCCAGGCCCCCAGGGCCCUCCUGGCUUCCAGGGACUGCAGGGGACUGUCGGGGAGCCCGGGGUGCCGGGACCGCGGGGGCUGCCGGGUUUGCCUGGGGUGCCAGGCAUGCCGGGCCCCAAGGGUCCCCCCGGCCCCCCAGGUCCAUCGGGCGCAGUGGUUCCCCAGGCCCUGCAGAACGAGCCAACCGCAGCACCGGAGGCCAAUGGCUGCCCGCCUCACUGGAAGAACUUCACAGACAAAUGCUACUAUUUUUCGGUUGAGAAAGAAAUUUUUGAGGAUGCAAAACUUUUCUGUGAAGACAAGUCUUCACAUCUCGUUUUCAUAAACACAAGAGAGGAACAGCAAUGGAUAAAAAAGCAGAUGGUGGGGAGAGAGAGCCACUGGAUCGGCCUCACGGACUUGGAGCACGAAAACGAGUGGAAGUGGCUGGAUGGGACAUCUCCAGAGUAUAAAAAUUGGAAAGCUGGACAGCCAGAUAACUGGGGCCAUGGCCAUGGGCCAGGAGAAGACUGCGCUGGGCUGAUUUAUGCUGGGCAGUGGAACGAUUUCCAGUGUGAAGACAUCAAUAACUUCAUUUGUGAAAAAGACAGAGAGACAGUACUAUCAUCUGCAUUAUAAAGGACGGUGAUGUAAUAACAUGAGCAAAUUUUCAAAGAGUUCUCAAAGGCAAAGGAUAAUUCUUUUUGAUUGCAUCACCUUCUCCCCAGAUUGAAAAAAAGCACUAAAAACCAAUUACUGAAAAAAUUGACAGCUAGUGUUCUUUACCAUCCACCAUUACUCAAGGAUCCGUUCAUCCUUUUUCCUCUCCUCCUAGAUAUUCUUGUUCAAAUAAGUACACAGCAUGCCCAUGUUACACCAGGUGGGCAAAAGUCCAGAGAAAAGCAAGCUUAAGGAAACCAAAUUUAAUUCUCCAGAGGCAAAGCCCCUGAUUUUCAGAUUUUUCAAUGAAUGGGUCUAUGAAUGAACUAUCUCACUCCAGCCUGUCUGCCACAGCCAGGAUUGUAUCCCAGCCUCCAGCUCUUCUCCAAGGACUUCUUAGCCCUGAGUUUGCAAAGCAAGGAUUGCCCAUGCAACUUGAGCAGGAGUCAGCCACCAGUGAGAAGAAUCCCGCCAACAAUUCAUCCAGCCGGGUCAUUAAAUGGGCUUAACCAAAGGGUCUUGAGUUAGUCCUCUUCGCCAGGGAUGGAGAAUUGUCCUUUGGCCAGUUUUCCAACCUCUGCUGCCAGAGUUUGCUGUAUUCUUUAAUCAUCACUCACUGCCAUGACCCACUAAAUCAUUCCUGGAAGCUGCAGGAAAUUAUAAGAUUCUUAAAAUCAAUUCCUGUGGUAUGGAGCAAAGGAGCUAGGCCAGGCCUGACAUAAACAAGCACAAGUGCUGGCUCUAUAGUAGCUCUAACAGCACCUACUAUCUCCAACCUCUAUGCAAGGAAACUGAAGAUGAGACAGGUUAAAUAAAUUCCCAAGAACUGGGAUUCGAACCCAUGGCCACCUAGCUUCCACCCUGCCAUGCUGUCUUCUACACUCCAACAGUGACAUUCCUGAGUGCCUGGGCUUUUUGCAUUGUAUUUUGAUCUUUGCCACAGGAAAUUAUUUAGGCCACCAAGAGUACCUCUCUCUUUCUACCAGAACCAGGGAGAUAAUGUAGAAAUCCUGAUUUGUGCACUUUAGAUAAAAGUACAAGACCAAUCCCUUCAUUAUCAAUGAGCAAAGAGUCAAAAGUCGACUUGUGUCCAAUGCCAUGGAUGUCCAAAGAGGUCUAGUUUGGAGAAACCACCCUAGAUUCUAGAGUAGCUGGACCUCUCACAGAGUUCUCUGAUAUAAUUAGUGUCAAAUGAAAGAUGGGUUUUGGAGCCAAACAGGCUCAGGUUUGAAUCCUGCUGCCUACUUCCUAGUUGUGAAACAUAUUCAAACAAACAGCAGAUAGCUCUCUCCCCUCAUCUCUCUCCUUUUCCCACCAGGCCCUCUGCUCACAUACAGAACCAGCAUUGAUCGAGAAGUGGUUCAGAACUGGCAUUGCUUGUCCUGAUAUCACUAGGCAGAGUUUGCAUUGACAGUUAGCUCACUGAUAAUGCAUCCUUUCAAAAUACUGGACAGGGGUGACGGAGAAAAACUAAAAUUGUGAUAUCUCUUCUCUCUUAGACCAGUACAUACUGAAAAAAAAUUAAUUUGUAUCUCUUUCUGUGUUAUCCCUUCCAUUAGGUAUCAGAGUAGAGGUUCCUCUCAAUUUGUGUUAAUUACAGAUUUGGCUGCUGAAAUAAAGACCCAAAAUAACGGCAGCUUAAGACGGAGGCUUCUUUCCCACACAUCUAACUAUAUGUGCAUAAGCAGCCCAGGGAGCCACCUUCCUGGUGUCUUCUUGCUCUGCCAUCCCGAAACUAUCAUUUCGUCAACUAUCACCGUCAUUCGCAUGGUCCCAGAGGGCUCAGCACACACCCACACUGCAGGAAGCAGACUUGAGGGAGAGGUGAGGAAAGAAAUUAAUCCAUUUAAGGGCAGAAAUUGCAUACAUCAUUUCCACUCACAUCGCUUUAGCCAAAACUAAGUCAAAUAACCUGACUUAUUUGUAAGGGAGGCUGGGAAAUAGUCUUUAGCUGCAAAAUGCAGUUACAUGCCACCCUAAAAAGUCCUAUUAUGAUAAAAGGAAGAAAGACUGUAUAUGGGUGGGAGGGAGUAUGAAUAGGUAGUUGCACCAUCCAAAGCCACCCACACUCAUUCCCCUCCUGUACAACAUAUUUUCCACCUUGGUCUCCUAUGGAGACUUUGGUGAAUUACUGAAUUACUGGCUCCAAUUAUCCACCCCUUUGCCACACAACCUGGCAAUGCCCCCAUCUCUCUGGGAGAAGGGAACCUUCCUGUUCCUUGACUUGGGCUCAGGCAUGUGACUUGCUUUGACCAAUAUUGGUGGAUGUAACAUGACCAAAGGCUUGAGAAGUGCUAGGGUCACUGAGUUUGUCCUCUUGCACAUCUGCCAUCACCUGAGGGCUUCCCCUGGGCAGCUGCUGCCUCUGUGGCCUGAGCUCUAGAAUGAGCCCAUAUGGAACAAAGCUGCCCCAGCCAAGACAGACCUGCGGCAAGAAGUAGAGCCAGCCCAACCUUCAGAGCCUGCAGCAGAGCCAUCUGGCCAACCCACAGACCUGUGAGAAUAAAUGCUUAAUGUGAUACAUAUUCCAUUUGAGAUUUGGGGGUUGUUUAUUACAUAGCAUUAUUGGAGCAAGAGCUAACUGAUAUGAGUUCUUAGGCUCUAACCCAGUAGCUCUCUAUGUGGUUAUUUUCUAUUGUCCCUUCCAGAUCCCUUCUCCAACAUUCUCUGGGCUUUGGGAGGUAGGUCUCUAUGGGCUCCCUUGGCUUCUGGCUUCCAGAUGAUUUGGACAGUGAGAGCCACUGGCAGGAGACAGAGAAUGAGUGGGGUAUUUAUUUCCCUGGCUUCCUCCCUGAAGGCCACCAGGGAUAGGUUGCAUCCCUCUACCAAAGGUCACAUCUCCUGUCAGGUGGUCCAGCUCUCUCUCUGGGUCCAGGAAUGGCAACUUCCUCUUGCCCCUAGUAAUGGCUCACAGCUGCCACUAGGCCCAAGAUUCUGCACUCUCCUUUCUUGUUUUCCCUAAACCCUGUCCACAGCUUUGUCACCUGCCCCUUAAUUACACUGUCCUCAAUUACCCAGCUUGAGUGUGCCAUCUUUUUCCUGCUGGACCCUGACUUACACCACCCGCACCUGUACCCCACCUCCACCUCCAGGACCUGUGCUCAUCCUUUCCCUGGCCUCUACUCUGCCACAUAGCAUGUCUCCCUCUCUUCUUUGUGGGUCCAAAGAUGACGCCCCUUUCAAGGCACACUCCCUCUUUCAAGACACUUCCUCCAAAGUCUCCAGGCCCCAGUGAGCUCUCCCUUCCCUUAAUUUUCCCAAGAUCCACCACCCGUACCACAUCAUAACACUUUGUUUCACGCUGAAGCACAGCAGUCUGUAAACCAUGCUCUGGGGAGCCCAGGGACCCUGGGAAGUUGCCACAGUGGUUGGGAGGAGGGUAUUUGCAGAGCAAGUGGAGCUCCAGAUCACUACCCAGACAGCUACAUAUUUAUCUCAUAUAUGAGAUUUCAUUUGAGGGUCACUGUUUUAAAAGUUUGAAAACUUUAAUGCAGCACACUAGUUUUUAACUUUUUAUGCGUAUAAAUCUUAUCUACCCAAAAUGAAUAAAAUGAAUUUUAA